AGUCCUAUCAAUAUUCAUUAUAAAGUAAUCAUUGAUUAAUCACAAUAAUCAUGGCUGAUUUCCUAGACUUCCUGUUAUCAUCACCAGUCAAGUCACCACUACCCAUAGAGAUCACAUCUACUACCACACUAGAGGACAUCAUUGCUGCCACCAUUCAACCAGAGUCCACCUAUUCUACUACUGACUCAUCUACUGAUGAAACCACCAACUCACCUACCAAUGAGACCACCAACUCAGAAGAUGAUGAUGAGGCCCUGGCUGCUGCUAUCCUUGCGGAAGCAACAGCUGAAGAUUAUGACACCACACCAACUACUACUGAUUCCAGAUUAGCUGACUCACUCACAGGUCUUCUAGGGCCACCACCACCAGAGAAAUCACUCAUUACUAACCCAGUCUUCAGUGAGCUCCAGACACUACUCAAAGAUGAACUCAAACAGCAAACUAUGCCAGAGACACUGAUGAAAAUGCUACAACCUAAGACCAGUGUAUUCAACCGUGAACAACAACUUCAGCAUCAGUUCAACAGACUCAACUCACACAACUCAACUGAUGUCCAACAACUCUCUAGCUUCUUCAAGUACCAGUCAGCCAUCAUCGAGACUGAACGCUACCAGAAACUUCACCAACAUGCUACCAAACCAUGUCUACGAGACUCCAUCAACUUACAUUAUGAUGAACAACUACACAAAGUCAUUGAUAGAGUGGAGGUCAGUGUCAGUGUUCUACAGAAAGCUACUCAAACCCAGCCAUCUACUACCAACAACAACUUCACUACUAGACCAUCAUCAACAAGACGUCGACCCACUCUUACACGCCAUGCUGUCACACUCAUGGAAAACUGGUACCAACUCAACAUCCAUCAUCCAUAUGCAGACCAGGAAACAGUAAGAUCCUUUGCACUACAGGGUGACAUCAGAGAAGACCAGGUCAAGAAAUGGUUUGCCAACAAACGCAGCAGAAACCAGAACACCUCACGUAAGAUGUCUACACCACUCCACAGACACUCUUACAGACCUUACUAAAGAACUAUAAACUUUUAUUGAUUGUUAAGUGCUAUAUGUUUGUAUUGUUUAAUUAUGCUUGAAAAUGAAAGUGCUUUUUCCAUAAUGUGCUAACUGUAUUGUUUCAUGUUUUUAAUA
Mytilus trossulus (common blue mussel) is the source of this 1139-nucleotide messenger RNA. RefSeq lists its product as uncharacterized. Gene Ontology annotation, molecular function: DNA binding. NCBI's taxonomy places the organism in Eukaryota, Metazoa, Mollusca, Bivalvia, Mytilida, Mytilidae. Bases 51 to 1022 code for a protein of 323 amino acids. Gene Ontology annotation, biological process: regulation of DNA-templated transcription. The record is from RefSeq and is a predicted model, not a curated record. The transcript is spliced from 2 exons.